GCUUGGCGCAGCAGGCACUAUUAGCAUCCAAUGCGGACUUUUCCUGUUGGGCUGACUUUCGUGGGACGUGCCUUCAGGAUUCCGAUGCUGCAGAAUUACUCGGCUGCCUCGGCAAUCUGCGUGUUGCACGGCUCUGGCUGGCUUCCAACAGCCUCACGCAGAAGUCCGCUGGACGACUGCGGGACUUCGUGCAGCGAGCGGAGGGUCUCCGGGACUUGGACUUGGCCUGCAACGACCUGGACGAUGAGGCGGUGUUUGGGCUUAUUUCUGCCUUGGCAACGAGACGACGCUAUCAGCGGUGGCUUUAUCUGGCGGGAAACCAGGUGCGCAAUCCGCCAGCGCUACUAGAGCGGCUGCGGCGUGCGGGGGUGCAUGUGUGCCUGGAUGAAGCCUGGUCGGACCUACCGAGCGAUGGGGACCAAAUCUGCCUACCCUAUUUCUGCUUCCAAAGUCCUGACACCGUUGACCGAGACCCUGGCCUGGAGAAGCCAGGUGAGGCCAAGCCAAUUCACACAGAACUCGAGGAGGAGCGAGCUGUGCCAAGCUUGUCCGCUAAAGCGAGCAAAGAUGUCACCUCGGCUUUACGAACGCUAAGAACCAUCAUCCCUCCCUCAGAUCCAGAGCAGACGCCGCUGUUGCCACAGACUCUUCCACAAGCUGUGCAGCCGGAGGCUUUGCCACAGUCUGUGCCACUGGCAGAUGCUAUUUUCCCCAUGCCCGCGCUCUCGCACUUUGGGCAGGUCAGCGGCUUUCACAUGGCUCCUGAACCUUUCCUUCUCGGACAAGUGAUGUCUACAACAGCUCCUACCCCUUUGAUGAACCCCUUGAUGACCCCAUUGCAGGUGCCUAAACUGAACGGCGUGCCUCCCCCGCCCCCACCUUUGCCUCCACUCAACAUGACGUGUGCAGCUCCACGGGCGCCUCCGUUGCCUCCUGAUUUGUUUACAGAUUUACGCGCUGGUGGCCUGGCUGGUCUUACCUCUGGAUCGAUUGCCCCGACUCUGGUGAACAUGCCUGGGGCAUUUACUUCGCCAGCAAUGGCCACUGCUCCGAAUGGCUGUCACCCAGCUCCCGGCAAUCUCGCUAUGGCAUUCGGUGCGGUCGAUGCAGAGACUGGGAGGACCGAGGUGGGAGAGGCACCUUGGAAGUCACAGCGGCGCCGUGCGAGGCCGGCCCAGGAAGAAAAGGUCGGUUCGGCGUUCGUGAGUUCAGAGGAGAAGGCACAGGAGGCGACGAUCGCCGAGCUCACGAAGGAGUUCUCGCAGCCGGAGGAGUUCGAAGUCGGACAAAACGUGAGUGGGCGUGUGAUGGCUGCGCAAUUCCGUGGUCCAUCAUUGGCCUACGUCGACAUCGGGGCCGACAAGGAUGCGGUCCUGGAAUAUGGCGAGAUGGAGGACGGCUUUCCCACGAAGCGGGACCCAGUGCGAAAGGGGAAGCAGAUCUAUGCUCGGAUCCUCGAGUUCAACGAGGAAGCCGACCGCUUCUACUUGACAAUGAGGUCAGGCGACCUAUCGCGGCCUCCGAGGAUCAAGAAGAGCGAGGAGAAUCAUGAUCCCGAAUCUCUGCGUCUGGUCGCAUCGGAAGAGUGGCUCGAUGCUGAGGUUCGGAUUCUGCGAGGGCUCUCCUCCCGUGUCGUGACAGAGCUGGACAUGGACAGACGGUCUUUCGUGUUUGAUGUGAUGAUGGCGAUCAAGCGAGAAACAGGAUUACACUGGAGACGACAGCGUCUUCUUUAUGACCAGCAACCCCUAGGCGAGGCUCAGCGUCUGGGCGAGGUCGUCGACGGACCAGAGGCUGAGGUGGCUCUCGUACAUGUGGACCACCAGAAGUUGGAGCCCAUUUCCGAUCGAGACACGCUACAAGUGAUGCUUAUGUCUGAUGGAGAAGCCCUCGCUUACGCCACCGAGGAGUUGAGGCGUGACCGAGACCUUGCACUCGCCGCUGUGAGGCAAAACGGCAAGGCACUGCACCACGUCCGUGGAGCUUCGCUGCGAGGCGACGAAGAGGUAGUGGAGCUGGCGAUGGCAAGCCACCCUUUUGCCUUGGCCCGAGCAUCGAAGGCAGCGCGGAAAAAUAAGAAGCUGGCGGAGAAGGCUCUCAAUGCAGAUCCGGACGUGGCUCGCUUCCUGCAUCCGGAUCUUCGGAAAAACGAAGCCUUCUUGAUGCCGCACAUCGCGAAGAAUGGGCUGCUUCUGCAGUACACUCGGCUGCAAACCGCCAAGAUGGCUUCAGCUGCCGUUGAACAGAACCCACUGGCCUUGGAAUUCUGCAAAAAACAUCACAUGACGGAGCCCAUGGUGAUGACAGCUGUGGCCCAGAACGGUCUAGCGCUCCGCUUUGUGCCGGCGAAGUUUAUGGUUCGAGAGGUGGUCCUGGUCGCCGUCGGUCAGAAUCCCCGUGCUGCCAAGUACGUCGGGGACAAGGCCUUGCUGCUCGAUGCUGUCCGAGAGCAUCCGCAUGCCCUGAAAUUCGCCUGGUCGAAGUUUCUUGCCGAUGCUGAUGUGGUCUCUGCGGCCUUUGAGGCAGACAAGACGAGCUUGAGGUACGCCACCAAACCCGCCGUGCUUGAAAUGAUCUCUCGCUAUCCGCACGAGGUGCUGGGGAUUUUCACCUUCGGCGUCUUCGUGAACGUGACACCCUCCUGGGGUACCCUGGAAAGGUUAGUUUGCGCCCACUGCUCGGAGUUGUUCCACCCUAAGCUAUUCUCUCAGAGAGCUGGACUCCGAACCAUGGAAGCUGCAGACCCGAGGUGGCGGGGAUCCAGUAUUCGCACUGCACCUUGCCAGCAUACGAUCGGUCGUUAA
Molecule: messenger RNA, 2804 nt
Organism: Symbiodinium sp. CCMP2456
Lineage: Eukaryota; Dinophyceae; Suessiales; Symbiodiniaceae
Source: the annotation of a GenBank genome assembly